Schistocerca gregaria is the source of this 2318-nucleotide messenger RNA. Its product is annotated as ATP-dependent zinc metalloprotease FtsH-like. Gene Ontology annotation, biological process: mitochondrial protein processing; protein-containing complex assembly. Gene Ontology annotation, molecular function: ATP binding; metalloendopeptidase activity; ATP-dependent peptidase activity. The transcript has 2 exons. The record is from RefSeq and is a predicted model, not a curated record. Gene Ontology annotation, cellular component: membrane; m-AAA complex. Bases 57 to 2285 code for a protein of 742 amino acids. Lineage: Eukaryota; Metazoa; Arthropoda; Insecta; Orthoptera; Acrididae.
UUUUUUUUGAAUAAUAAUCUACCUUUCAACCUUAUUGAGCCUCUCGUACGAAAUCCAUGCUUUUUACAAAGGCAUAUCAAAAAUGUGGAACACGCAAACCACCUUACUCUAUCAAUAGGUUGUCAGACGUCGUACCUCAUCGCAGCCGAGGCGGCCGCCUUGUUUUGCGGUCGCCUAGUCUGUCUUUUGUCCGCUUCAUUUCUGUUUCCAAAAGCCGUUUUGUAGUUCAAGAUUUCAAAGCGUGGCUUAAAAAUAAUCCUGUUCUUAAUGAUGGGUACUCUGUGACGCACGCCUUUUCUGAAAACAAAAAGAGCAACAAGUCACAUGAGGACAACACCGAAAAGACUGCGAAAACAGAUAACACCGCUGAAAAGCACGGCCAUAGCCCAAACAGCCCGAGCAACGGCGAUUCAAAUCCUCCUGCGAACAUUAACAUUCUGAUGUUCGUAGCGACAACAUUCGCGUGCAUUUUCACCUAUUCCGCGUGGCGCGCUUCUCUAUCAAACACAGUAUCCGAAACUGAAAUCGAUUUUUUUAUAUUUCGUACCAAGUUCUUAGAGGGUCACAGGGUACAAAAACUGGUGAUCGUUAACGAUAUAGCUCACAUAUUCACCAACAGUGCGAUUCCGGCAUAUUAUAUGCGAAUUGGGCAUCCGGACUCGUUUGAACGCAGAUUAAGGCAGGCAGAAAUUGAGUGUAACAUCAAAGAAGAAGAUUUUGUACCGGUCGUGUAUAAAUAUCCAGGCAGAUUCUGGUCUACCGUUCGCUCAAUUAUCCCUACAGUUCUAAUAAUUGGUCUCUCCGUUGCUCUUUGGAGAUCAACUAGAGCCCCUGGGAAUAAUAUUUUCGAUCCACCGGGCACCACCGCUCGCAGAUCGUCGCUCAUCACGGCAGAAACGAAGCCGAAAGUGAGAUUUAGCGACGUGGCGGGACUGGAAGAUGCCAAGGACGAAGUGGUAGAGUUUGUUUCAUUCCUCAAGCACCCAGAGAAAUUUACGAGGUUGGGAGGCAGAAUUCCUAAGGGAGCUUUGCUGACAGGAUUACCUGGGACAGGGAAAACUCUGUUGGCAAAGGCCACGGCGGGAGAAGCGGGCGUGCCGUUUUUCUCGACUUCUGGUUCCGAUUUCGUCGAAAUGUACGUGGGUGUUGGUCCGAUGAGAAUUCGCCAGCUUUUUGGCCAGGCAAGGAAGAAGGCACCGUGUAUCAUUUUUAUUGAUGAGAUCGACGCAGUUGGGCGCUCGAGGACGUCUACGUUUCACAACGACGAGCGCGAAAACACGCUUAACCAGUUGUUGGUCGAGAUGGACGGAUUUAGCAGUACCUCAAAUAUUAUCGUGAUUGCCGGUACAAAUCGUGUAGACGUUCUUGACAAGGCUCUGUUGAGGCCCGGGCGCUUUGACAGAAUAAUCAACAUCGAUGCGCCGACCAGAGCAGGUCGCAUAGACAUUUUUCGCGUUCAUCUUAAGCCUAUUAAGUUGGCAGUCCCCGCGGAAGAGGUCGUCGAGCGCUUGGCAGAUUUGACAGUCGGAUUCGUGGGCGCGGACAUCGCGAGCGUGUGCAACGAAGGGGCCCUGAUCGCCGCGCGAAAAAACAAAGAUUCUGUAGAAAUAGAAGAUUUGGAAGCGGCGAUUGAGCGAAUUAUCGGUGGUUUAGAACGAAAGACCAAAGUUUUGCAAGCAGGCGAAAAAAACACAAUUGCCUACCACGAAUCAGGGCAUGCCAUCAUUGGGUGGAUACUGGAACACACCAAUCCACUGUUGAAGGUGAGCAUAGUUCCGCGCGGAACAGCCGCGUUGGGAUAUUCGCAGUACCAAAAGCAAGAGCGAUAUUUGACGUCAGAGCUAGAAAUGUUGGACAAUAUGUGUAUGAUCUUAGGUGGACGCGCUGCGGAGAGCAUUGUAUUCAACCAGUUGUCUACAGGGGCCCAGGAUGACCUGAACAAAGUAACCAAUAUGGCCCACGAAAUGUUGACUCGAUAUGGAUUCUCGAAAGUUAUCGGCCUUGUUUCAUUUAAACCAAACACGAGCGAAGCACCCUACUCUCAUCGUCUGUAUUCGGACGAUACUUCCAGGUUGAUUGACGAAGAAGUUCGCCGGCUCGUGUCUUCGGCAUACGAGCGCGCUGUAGAAUUGCUCAAGAGCCGGCGAGACAAGCUCGAUUCUCUUGCUCAGCUCUUGCUGAAAAAAGAAGUCAUUUCUAGCGCCGAUAUGGUCGAGAUACUGGGAGAGCGCCCCUUUCCCUCGCCCAACUCUUCUACUAGCGGCUUCAAAACUGAAAACAAAUAAAUAAAUUAUAUUUUUGACGUGUCUUCUUCUCAA